Aethina tumida (small hive beetle) is the source of this 1532-nucleotide messenger RNA. RefSeq lists its product as uncharacterized. The transcript has 7 exons. The record is from RefSeq and is a predicted model, not a curated record. NCBI's taxonomy places the organism in Eukaryota, Metazoa, Arthropoda, Insecta, Coleoptera, Nitidulidae. The coding region runs from base 226 to 1116 and encodes 296 amino acids.
GUUUCCCUUCCCGGACGGCUUUAUAAAAAGUCGCAGCAUCUUAAGAGUGAAAACACCGCAAUAUGGAAUAACGCUAAUUUUAAAUCAGGUGUGUCAUCGAAUUAUUUGGUUAAUCAUGUUAGUUAUGCAAAUGUUAAAAACAUUUCCGAAUUAAUAAUAGAUAAACGCUGGGAACAUUUGGAAAUUUACAAUACUCGCACAAUAAACUUUGAAUAUGGACGGAACAUGUCCUUUUCCGUUUUAAAAAAAGUACAAUCUAGAAAAAUUACUUUCUAUUUAGGUACAACUAAUAUUACAUUGAAUACUACUAACCUUUGGUAUCAUUUUACAAUGAACCUAUUGGAUAAAAAAAUUUAUCCAUUAGAUGGGAUGGGAUUUCCUAUACUACAUAAUAUUUCAAAUAAUGAAAAUGUUACUGUUUCUUUCAAAAAUGCUCGUUUUAAAAUACAUAACUACACAAUUUUAACAUUCAAUAAAAAUGGCACCCACACACUUCACAUCAGAGAUAACUUCACUACAAAUUAUAAGUGUGUUGAUUUUUUUAUUAAGUGCAAUCAAUGCAAAUUAAACGUCACCCUUACAAACAAUGGUACGACAGAAAAUACAGAGGAAUAUAAGGAUGACCCGAAAUGGCAAAAUGUGAUAAUAUGCAGCACAGAAUUGCUUAGACCAGGAAGCUUCAAUCUAACUCUCGAAACUCAAAUUUCCACAUAUGGGAAUUUACAAAUCAGCACACUAUUUUUAAGUCACGGACGAAAAAGAUUCGUUAAAAAAACGUCUCAGAAAAAAACUGGAAUGUGUUAUUAUGUAAAUGGAACUAAUUUUAAUGACAGUAAAUGUGAUGUGGACAUGGACAAGAUACUUCCAGAAAAUUGUCAGAAUAAAGUAUGUUAUGCUUGUUGUGGCUCCAUUUGCUAUGAAAUUAAUAAAUUUAGUUAUGAGUAUAUACUUUAUGGAAUAUUUACUUUUUUAAUUAUAUGUUGGAUUGCCGUCAGUAUAUGGUUUUGCAGAAAGAAAUUAGAGAAAGCAAAAAAGAAGGAAACGGAACAAUGCGAUUCGACAGAUAUUAUGGAAGAAAAUUCGAUUUAUGGAAUGUCUUUGAAUGAUAAAUUAUAAAAUUUAUAAUAAUAUGAAUUUUUUACAUUCGUUCAUUUAUUUUUAUAUAAUUACAACUAAUUAUCGCUAGAAUUAGUAAAUUCCCAUUGAAAAUUCAUUUAGUUUCGUAGUUGUAACAUUGUCUUAUUUCAAAACCAAUUAUACUUGUAAAUGACGAAAGUUUUAAGCUUCACGAGAAAACCAAAACAAUAACAGUAAUUAUUAAAACUUUAUUGAAUUAGUAUGACCACAAUAAACCGAAACUGUGUUAGAAAAUAAAAACUAAAUAUAUUAUUUCUACUAGGAAGGAAAUGUUUAUAUGAUACAAAGCAGUUACCACAAAACGAAUAAAAAAAGAAAAUUGACAGUUUAACUGUUUAACUCGUUAAUAAUGUUAUUGAGAUAUAUUUUAAUUUUAACACCUUUGUGAAAGAUGC